UAGAAAUCAUUCCGGGGGGUGUGGACGGCAUGACCGCUUUUAGCCGGCACGCCAUCUGUCGCCGCAAAAUAGAUAUUUGCUAGAGUUGCGAUCCUGGGAAGGCAACGAUCCUCCGAUCUUGCAAUUCCAAUCUGUUUCAUGAAGCAAUUGAAGGUGAACCGUGCAGGAACACAGGCAGAAUCAGCCAAUCUGGGGAAUUGCGUGUGAACACACGGUCAUCUCUUUUGAGCUUUUUCCAGUUGAGCUCUGUUCCUUUGUUUCUCUGCGGUGCCGCUAUGGCGCUGUUUCAGCAACUGGGGGCCGCUCUGAGGCAAACGGCGGCAAGAUCUGUGCUAGUCUCGCAGCUGCGGUCGCAAGCGCCAGCAUUCACUGUUAUGCAGCAACGGGCGCAGACAACAAAGAUCUUUGUUGGAGGCCUGCCCUAUGAGAUGUCGGAGGAGGAUCUGAGGGCUCAGUUUGAGCGGUUUGGCGAGAUUGAAGAUGUUGUGAUCCCCCUCGACAGAGCGACCGGCCGGGGCAAGGGAUUCGGAUUUGUCAAGUUCGCAGAAGCUGAGCACGCCCAAGCUGCGCAAGAGCUCGAUGGCAGUGAACUUGGGGGCCGGCCUAUAAAGGUGGACAUGGCCCAGGAGCGCCAGCCCAGACAGGAAGGGGGGGGCGGCUAUGGUGGUGGGGGCGGUUAUGGUGGUCGGGGGGGACGGGGCUAUGGGGGCGGUCGGGGAGGCCGCGGUGGCCGCGACCGGGGGGGCUAUGGCGACAGGAAUGGAUACGGGGAUAGGGAGGGCGGCAGGCGCGGCAGGGAGGAUGACGAAUGGUGAUUGUCAAUCAAAGGCGACGGGGUAUCGGUCGAAGUUGGUUGAGUUCUUGUUUCCUGGACGAUGAGGAUGGGGAGGUCUCUUUAGAGUUCUGGGCUCCGUUUAUAUGAGAGGUAGAGCGGGUGGGGGUGGCUGGACUCGUGGCUUGAGUGAUAGGUCCAAGGUACACAGGUAUAGGACGAAUAAGGGGUCAGGCACUCGAGCAAACUUUCUAUUGACGGCCUACAUAGUGCAGACAAUACAGCUAGGUGAUCAAAGGCGGUUGCGAAGAAAGGUCUUUUGAGGGUUUCUCGUUGUUGGGAUGUUUACAGGGAACAUUCUUUGUAUCUUCAUGUCGGGCUUUUACGUUGGGCCUGAACCACAAACGCGAUCUUAUUGCAAAGCACUACUCUUGAGGCAUCUUUACUCGGGCGGCUGAUCAAGUAACCUUGGAACGAGCUUUUGUACGCUCUGGCUUGGGGAUUGAAAUCGGCACUACACGUUUAAUUCAAAGUGCCCCGCUCAGGAUUUUUUACGAUGAAUUUGUGUACACGUCCAUGGUGGGAAGUGUAACAAUCGGACAUACCACCUAUUCGGCUGGCACUGAGGCGGGUCACAGUUGUUAGGUGUGCACGAUAUAGUUCAAGACCUUCAUAUGACCGUCCUUUGCUGACAUAUGUUACCAGCUCAAUUAGUGGCGUG
Klebsormidium nitens is the source of this 1493-nucleotide messenger RNA. Lineage: Eukaryota; Viridiplantae; Streptophyta; Klebsormidiophyceae; Klebsormidiales; Klebsormidiaceae. The record is from the annotation of a GenBank genome assembly.